AUGACUCUUCUGCUGACCCUCCUGCUGACGGCGGCUGCCGGCGGGUGGGCCGCCGUCCAGACCUCCGCUGGCUCCCCGCUCGGCUGCAGGGACCAGGACAACAGACUAGUCGACUGGUACGUGUUGUACAAGCUGCCCAUUCUCAAAGACCCCGGCUCAAAGAAGCCCGUCAGCGAUGGCUAUAAGUACCUGUACAUCUCGUCAGCGUCCACGACCACGGAGACCCCUUGGAGCAUGUCCAAAGAGCCCAUCGACAGCCAACUGUCUCACCCCGCUAGAACGUUGGCGCCCGUUUACAAAGAUCACGCACGGACGGGCCUUUUCUACCGUUUUUACAACGACCACUGGCCAAGCGAUAAGUCCCCGUUCUCGUAUAACGGUCACGCCAAGGGGGUGCUUGCCCACGAAGGCGACCACGGGUUUUGGAUGAUCCACAGCGUGCCCAAGUUUCCUCCAGCGCCGACAGAUGGAGCAGGCUACAGCUACCCAGACGGCAGAGAAAUAUUCGGUCAAAGUUUUCUUUGCAUCUCUUUCAGUACUUCUGGACAAGAUACUAGCGGACAAUUGCACAACCAGGAGGAAAUCCGCACUUCCGAGGGCGUGCAGAUCACCACAUUCGCCAAGAGCAGCAAAUACAAUUACGACCUGUACAGCGCCCUGGUGGCCCCGGCGCUGAAGACCGACCUGCACGCCGAGACGUGGCGGGCCACACUGAUGUCCCACUGCUCCGGUCCCUACCAGGUGGAGGACGUCCACUACAUCAGGGCCAUCACGGCCAGUGAAACGUUCCAAUUUAAAUCCAUCAACGAUCACAGCAAGUGGGCCGUGUCCAUUAACCCGAAAAAGCCAUGGGUCUGCAUCGGCGAUCUCAAUCGGGCGGAAACACAGAUGAGGAGAGGUGGCGGCGCCGUUUGUCUCAAAGAUGACAUCCUCUGGGAGACUUUCAGUGGCGCGUUGAAUGUCAAUCCUGAAUGCAUGGUCGUCGGAGACGGAGGGAACGAAAGGAAACGCGCGUCCCCCCACGGUCAAGAUAUCCGGUUGGACGUCCACCCCGAAAAUGCCAAAAAGCAGCUUUCGAAAUUCGGACCUGUCGGAUAG
This is a messenger RNA of Amphibalanus amphitrite, 1098 nucleotides long. Its product is annotated as deoxyribonuclease-2-alpha-like. Gene Ontology annotation, biological process: apoptotic DNA fragmentation. The record is from RefSeq and is a predicted model, not a curated record. The transcript is spliced from 2 exons. Lineage: Eukaryota; Metazoa; Arthropoda; Thecostraca; Balanomorpha; Balanidae. Gene Ontology annotation, molecular function: deoxyribonuclease II activity. The coding region runs from base 1 to 1098 and encodes 365 amino acids.